This is a messenger RNA of Caenorhabditis angaria, 544 nucleotides long. Lineage: Eukaryota; Metazoa; Nematoda; Chromadorea; Rhabditida; Rhabditidae. The record is from the annotation of a GenBank genome assembly.
AUGGGUCGCAAGAACAAUAUCAAGAUUCAACAUGUAAGUGGUUUAUUUCAAAAAUUAGGGCAGACACGUAAAAGCUCUUCACAUACCUCGGCCAAAAUCGUGGGUUCCCAUAAUAAAAAAUUGUACGCUAACUUUUUACAGUACAAAAAUUUUGGAUUUUUCAGUUUUUGACCUCUGAUAACUGAAAUUCAGAUUAUUUCAAAAAUUGUACUCUGGCCAGCCACGGCUUGGCCGAGGUGUGGCUCUUCAAUUCAUAUUCAAAAUUUUACAGAAUCUCCGUCAAUCGAAAGAACACUCUCCGGAGAAUCGCAGAGUUCUCGAUGAUAUUGGCAAUGUUUCGCAACGAUCAGUCGAUAUGACAACUGUUGAAAUCGUGAGAAAUACGGCGUUGAGAGGUAUUUAGUUUUCUGAGUUUAUUCACAAUUCAAUAGGAUUAUUUCCAGAAACACCUGUUGAUAAGGUGAAUUAUCUUCUCGAUAUUUUGGAUCGCAAAAAUUCGGAGUUGCUGUGCUCGAGAAAACUCAUCGACUAUUUGAAAAAUUAG